Messenger RNA from Plasmodium coatneyi, 312 nucleotides. RefSeq lists its product as uncharacterized. Bases 1 to 312 code for a protein of 103 amino acids. The transcript has 4 exons. The record is from RefSeq and is a predicted model, not a curated record. NCBI's taxonomy places the organism in Eukaryota, Apicomplexa, Aconoidasida, Haemosporida, Plasmodiidae.
AUGAAGUACGCGGCUUUUAGGAGCUCCAUGAGGUUUGCUGCCAAAUUUUGCGGCAACAACAACUACAAGCUCUACAUGAACAGCGUACCUCAGUUUUCGACCUUCGCCUAUGGGAAGCACCUUAAAACCAACCCACUCACGAACAGACUGGACGACCUGCUAAAGCGGAACUCCACGUUGAUCAGCACAAUUAGCAUUAACGGACUCGAUGACCUGAUCACACAGUCGUCUAAAAUUGAAUCCAUUUCAAUGGCUGAUUGGCUACUCAACCUAGUGGAAGAAUAUCAAUGUAUGAUAAAAUUAUACCAGUAG